AAAUGACAGUCGAUGAAAAGCCCUAUUGUGGCAAUGUGACAGAGGUAAUGUGUAACGUGUUACUUUUUUAAGUUUGAUUUACAUAUUGUACUAAUUUUAAAGUUCUAAAAUACAAAGAAUGGCAGAAAAAACUAUAAAAGACAAAACAAUAACAUCAUUAUAUGCAGAGUUAAAUAAAUUUAAUCAAAAUGGGGAAUACGAAAGGUCUUUGAAAACAUCAAAUAAAAUUCUGGGUGUGGCUCCACAUGAAUUUUUAGCUUUCCAGUGUAAAAUGGUGUGUCUUAUUCACCUAUCACGUUUUGAGGAAGCCAUUUCUUUGAUGAACAAAAAUCCACAAUUUUUACAGGAAGUAAUAUUUGAAAAAGCUUAUAGUUACUAUCGUGUUAAUAAACCAGAAGAAGCUUUAAAAACAAUUGAAUUAAGUGAGAAUGAACUGGAUUUCCGUUGCAAGGAAUUGAAAGCUCAGAUUUUGUACAGACUUGAACAAUAUGAUAAUUCUGUCUCUAUAUACAGAGACAUCAUUAAAAAUAUGCAUGAUGAUGAUUAUGAUGAUGAACGGUACACCAAUUUGAGUGCUGCAAUGGUUCAUCUGAAGAAUGAAAAUGCGAUGGAUACAAUUAACGAAUUUGUUGAGAACACUUAUGAACAGUGUUAUAACAAAGCAUGUUUAUUAAUUGAAUAUGAAAACUAUUUAGAGGCUGAAAAGAAACUCAAGCAGUGUGAAAAGAUGUGUAGAGAGAUGUUGGAGGAAGAUGAAACUACCGAAGAGGAAAUUGACAUUGAAUUGGCGCUUAUCAGAAUACAGUUAGCCUAUGUUUACCAAAAACAAGGAAGAACUAAGGAAAGCCAACUGCUUUAUACUGGAAAUUUAAAAUUAAAACUUGAUGAUAUUGCAUUAAUGGCUGUAGCUAGUAAUAAUAUUGCUUGUAUCAACAAAGACCAAAAUUUAUUUGAUUCCAAAAAGAAAAUGAAAGUGGCUCUCAAUGAUGGAUUGGUUUUUAAAUUGCCAUCGAAGCAAAGGAAACUAAUAGCUCUCAAUAACGCCAUUUUAAAUUAUUAUAUUAACCAGACUGAUCAAUGUGAAAAAGCAUGUAAGCUCAUUGAUGAAAGAUGGCCUGAAUUACAACUCCAAACUGCUACCAUUCGGGCUCUUAAUCUGAUAAAGGCUGAUAAAUCUAAAGAUGCUAUUGAUUUACUUAACAAGAUCAAAACUAAGGAUGAUAAUCUAUACAUAAACUUGAGUAUUGCCCAAAUCUACCUAAUGCAAGGCGAAAAAGCGGAAGCCUGUCAAAUAUUAGAAAAUCUUGGAGAAGCAAGAUACAAACCAGGUAUAGUAGGAGCUCUAACUACCCUGUAUUUAGGCAUAGGAAAAGAAGAUGUCGCACUUAAAGUAUUUGAAAAAACUGUAGAGUUCUACAAAAAAAAUAAUGUUAAGGGUGUAAAUCUCUCACAGUUAUGGAGGCAAGCAGCUGAAUUCCAUAUCAAAAAGGGUUUACCACAAGUAGCAGCAAACAGUUUGGAGGAAUUACUAAAAACUAAUAAAAACGAUUUAAGAUUAAUAGCUCAGUUAAUAUUGGGCUAUGCACAGUUUAAUGAGCCCAAAGCUGUAAAACUUGCAGCACAGUUAACACCUACAGAAGAAUUGGCAAAAGAAGUAGAUUUAGAUGCUUUGGAAGCAACUGCUCUUCCUACAAUCAGCUUUAACAAAAAGAGUCCUUCAUCUAAACAGGAGUCGUUACCAAGUACGCCUCGAGAUGAAAGUCAAAAGAAAACGAGAAAACACAAAAAACGUAAAGGAAAGUUACCCAAAAACUAUGAUGCACUGGUUGCACCAGAUCCAGAACGUUGGUUACCUAAAUAUGAGAGGACCGGCUAUAGAAAGAAAAGAGAUAGGAGAGCUAAAGAAGUUAUUAAAGGCUCUCAAGGAACUGCUUCUGGACAAGCUGAACAAUACGACUUCUCUAAAUUCGUUGAAGAUUCAUCAGACACUGCGAGUACAUCAGUGGAUCCCAGUCCAAGGCCUUCAUCUAAAUCUGCCCAAACUCAUCACAAAAAGAGUCAACAAAAGAAGAAGGGAAAGAGAAGAUAAAUAUUUGUUGAUAUUUUCUGUUAAACUUUAUAUUACUUUAUACAUACUUUAUAUUAUUACUGUAAUGUAAAUUCUAGACAAACGGCAUAAAAUAAAGGUUUAAAAAAUGUGAUUUAAAUUAA
Molecule: messenger RNA, 2211 nt
Organism: Diabrotica virgifera virgifera (western corn rootworm)
Lineage: Eukaryota; Metazoa; Arthropoda; Insecta; Coleoptera; Chrysomelidae
Gene: Srp72
Product: signal recognition particle subunit SRP72
Exons: 10
Coding region: 119-2089 (656 amino acids)
Biological process (GO): SRP-dependent cotranslational protein targeting to membrane
Cellular component (GO): signal recognition particle, endoplasmic reticulum targeting
Molecular function (GO): protein binding; 7S RNA binding; ribosome binding
Source: RefSeq, a predicted model, not a curated record